AUGGAGACCUUGGAGUUCGACGUUACUUUCGAUGCUUUCACUGACAGCCUCAGUGAAAAUGCAUUCACACUUUUGCUGAAUUCCACCAACUCGACUGGUGAUUUGAUUACCUCCAGCGGGGUCCCUUAUUCGGGAGUUUCAUGGCGUGGCGAAGCAAUGAGAACCAUCUCAUUAAAGCACUCGGUUGAAAUACCCAUUUUCGACAAUGGGAUAUACGACGCCGAAGAGAAGUUCUUUACCGUGAGGCUGGUCGUGGACUCGGAGACGACUGCCGGCUCUGUGAUGCCCAUGACUCCGUUCACUCCGUAUUUUGAGAGAAGCGACAUAUCAGCUGUACCCGGCUCCUUGGUCCAGCAUGCUCAGCUGGACGAGGCAAGGGUUUAUAUAUGGGAUAGAAGCGACACGGCAUCAGCAUCCGACACUUUCCUAAAAUCAGAUUCUCCGAUUGCUACGGGAGAGAUAUUCCGGACAGGCCCUCAAGUUGGAACGGUAAUCGAUGUCGAGUUCAUAGCGCAGAAGUGCUUGGUCGAAGCCGCCGAUGGUUGCAGUCAGCUCGGCCCGGUGGACAGUGCUAAUGAUGUCGCGCGUUUUCUCGUGAUCACUGAGCCAACAAUGAAGGGGAGCUCCGACCGUAUGCUUGGUGACGCGCUGUAUACGCGAAAGGCCCUAGCUUCGAAUGGUAUAUACAAAAGCUACUCUAUGCCCUUCAUAGCUGGUCCAUUCCGAAUCCAUAUACAGCAGUCUUUUGCUGGGCUAAAUGCUAUGUAUUACUCCUGGUCACCGGAACCAGCUGCGUAUCAACUCCCUGAUAUACUCAGAAUUGAUCACGGCCUCACACAUGACUGGCGCUCCGGUCGAGACUCUCCGAGAUAUGUCCGCUGGACGGGUUUCCUCCACUGGGACUGUCUGCGAGAUCGUUUCGAUAGACUCGGCAGCGCAGUGCCCAGUCUGUUAGGGGUGGCGGUGUCUGCGCAGAGCUGGGUUAGAAUAGCUUGGAAGAAUAUAGGAAUCGUUCUCGAGGAGUACAGAGCUGGGUACUCGUGGAUGACCGAUGACGAGUGGAACAGACCUAACAUCAGCGUUGUCCAGAGCGAGGGAUGUACCCCAGCGGUCGCGGGAGAUGGGAUCUACUGCUUCGCCAUCGCUGGUGGAGAGGUGAGCUCUAUCGGAAGCUUCGGAUUAUCCUAUCAAUCGAUCUGCCGUCGUUAG
Messenger RNA from Perkinsus marinus ATCC 50983, 1209 nucleotides. RefSeq lists its product as hypothetical. The record is from RefSeq and is a predicted model, not a curated record. Bases 1 to 1209 code for a protein of 402 amino acids. Lineage: Eukaryota; Perkinsozoa; Perkinsida; Perkinsidae. The transcript has a single exon.